GCGGGAGUGAACGCUAUGGACCGGCGACGGGAACAGAAAGAGACCGGUUCAAUACAAGAGGUUGCAAGAAAUCUGGUGACGUUGCUGAGUGCACAGCAUCAAGCGGAUGGACCUCAGCAGACUGCACCAACUGUCCCCCCAACCCAGUCCACAAAUUUAACACAACAGACUUCAUCACCCACUACAACCACUACAGUGCAUAAAGAAAUGUCUAGGUCAUUUCCUGGUAUUUUUUCUCGAAGUUCUGCAAAGGGAAGAAAACGCUUUUUCUCUCCAUCCAGAGGGGUAUCCACAAGUGGCAAAAGUGUAACAUUGCAUUUUUUCUGCUCAAUGAAAACACUGAUAAAACACCAAAAGCAGGCAUGGAGAUGACACUUAUACUGGCUGGAAUGGGAGGUUCGGGGCAGAGAAAACUUUCACUUAUACCUCCAGAGAAUGAGGGUUACAAUGGCACCCUUCUGAAAUCUGUAACAGGAGGUGGGAAAAAUCUGAUCUACAUAGUACCACUUCAGGAAAAACUUGAUAUGUCACCUCUUCCUUUGGAUGCCAAAGAAUUUAAAGGCAUGCCCAAGGCAUCAUGCAAAGUUUGUAAUGCUACCAUGCCACUGCAAGUCUUGGCUGUCCAUGUUAAAACAUGUGUUGACCUCAGAUCCUCUGGAGAGGAAUUUGAAAUUCCUAACACGUCUCAUCAUGAGAUAAGUGCUGAUGGAGGUACUCCAGUUGCAUCGACAUUAAGGACAAACAACACAAAGAUCCUUGAAACUUCUGAAGGGACACCUAUGUAUGUCAAGAGGAAUAUACACUGGACGUUUUACAGAUCCAUGCCAGCUGUUCUGGAUAGAGUGUUGAGGAAGCAUCUGGACCAGACCAGGUUCACAAAUCAACCGGACGUGGAGAAAAAAAGUCUUGAUGAUGUCAUAAAAGAAAUCACAAAUGCAGUAUCAACCGAUGGAGUUACCUUUGAUAUUGCUGUGUCUCGCAAAAACAUGCUGGAAAGAGGCAUUGCGCAAUGGCAACGGCAAAAGAAGACAUCCCCAACCAACCCACUGAAAGUCACCUUCAUAGGUGAAGUUGGCAUUGACACAGGGGCCCUCCGUAAGGAAUUUUUGACAGAAAUGGUUUCAGGGAUUGAGAGGCGCUUCUUUUUGAAGGGAGUUAAUGGCUGCGUACCCACGUAUUCCUUGUCAGAUUUGGACAAAGGUCAUUUCCGGACUGUUGGUGAAAUAAUGGUAGUGAGCUUGGCUCAAGCUGGACCAGCUCCAAACUUUCUGAUGCCUUGGUGCUACAGAUUCUUGUGCACGGGUUCACCUGACUUUGAAAGCAUGGGCAGAAACGAUGUGGUAGAUGAAUACUUCAUUGAUCUUAUAUCAAAGGUUGAGUCUGCCAAUGAGACAACCCUUCUAGAUAUCACUGAAGACAUCUUGAACUGUGGUUAUACAGGAAUUAUUCUUUUGGAUAAAAAGGAAGAAAUGAUGCGAUCAGUUGUACUUCAUGCAAAUCUGAGGUUGCUCCCAAUUUUGCAGCAGCUAAGGAAAGGGCUCAGACUCUAUGGCUUGUCAGAUAUAAUGAGCACAUACCCAGAUACUUGCCAGCCAUUGUUUGUGCCAGGUGUUGAAAUGAAAGCAGAUGCAGACUUCAUCAUCUCUGUCUGCCAAGCUGAAUUCAGUGAGAAGGGUUCUAACAAGGAACAAUCUGAGGUCGACCUGAUGAAUCAUUUUCAGGAUUUUCUCCAGGAACUCGAGCAAGGUGAAUCCUCUUUGAGUUCUGAGAAUGGCUCAUCCCUGUCUCCAAGCGCCUUCUUGCAGUGGAUUACAGGACAGGCCCAUAUUCCUGUUCUGCAAGAGGAGAGGAAGAACUUUCAAGUGAAUGUGCAGUUCCUUCAUCAGUGUGAAUCACAAUAAGUUCAACACAAAAUAUGUUAUCCUUCUGUG
Messenger RNA from Fundulus heteroclitus (mummichog), 1931 nucleotides. RefSeq lists its product as uncharacterized. Gene Ontology annotation, molecular function: ubiquitin-protein transferase activity. The record is from RefSeq and is a predicted model, not a curated record. NCBI's taxonomy places the organism in Eukaryota, Metazoa, Chordata, Actinopteri, Cyprinodontiformes, Fundulidae. The coding region runs from base 363 to 1901 and encodes 512 amino acids. The transcript is spliced from 14 exons.